Fonticula alba is the source of this 2601-nucleotide messenger RNA. RefSeq lists its product as hypothetical. Gene Ontology annotation, molecular function: DNA binding; ATP binding; 3'-5' DNA helicase activity. Gene Ontology annotation, biological process: nucleotide-excision repair; transcription initiation at RNA polymerase II promoter. Gene Ontology annotation, cellular component: nucleotide-excision repair factor 3 complex; transcription preinitiation complex; transcription factor TFIIH holo complex. The coding region runs from base 1 to 2601 and encodes 866 amino acids. NCBI's taxonomy places the organism in Eukaryota, Rotosphaerida, Fonticulaceae. The transcript has 7 exons. The record is from RefSeq and is a predicted model, not a curated record.
AUGUCUACUGCCGACAUUCCCCCCUCCAAGCGGGUCCGCUUCGACGACACCUUCGUCAAGUCCGAGCAGGAACUCAACAAGGCGACCCUGGUGAAGCUGGCCGCCGCCGCCGCCACGGGCCCACCCCCCUCGGCGACCAAAGCCGCCCCAGUCCCGCAGAAGGCACAGUCCGACUCGUCGGCCCAUUCGAAUCUCAUUUCGCCGGAGGAUCGUCCGCUCUGGGUGACCUGCGACUCGGCGGACGAGAAUGCGCCGCUGGUCUUCCUGGAAAGCUUCUCCCCUCUCUACCAGCAGGCAUGCGAUUUCCUGGUGGCUAUUGCCGAGCCGCGAACCCGGUUCCUGACCAAGAUGUCGCUCUACUCCGCGGCAUCGGUCGGCCUGGAGCCCAACAACAUUAUUGACACGCUGCAGCGCUUCUCCAAGGUCCCGGUGCCGGAGCGUGCCAUCGAGAUCAUCAAGCAGUACAUGUCGACUUAUGGCAAGGUGCGCCUGGUGAUGCGCGGCUUCCCGAUGGAGGCGACCAAGGCGCCGACCAUCCGCUUGCAGACACAUGACGGUCUGUCGACAUCCGCGUCGGCUGGCGGGUCCUCGGUGACCACUUUCGCGCCGCUGGGACUGCUCGGCGGUCCGGCAUCUGCCUUCGAGUCGAAUGACGGCCCGCCGAAGCGGGAGUUCCGCUGGUACCUGGAGACCUACGACCAGAGCAUCAGCCAGCGCAUUUGCAGCGACCCGCACCUGCAGCAGCUUGUGCGCCAGGUGAAUCCGAAAGACGUGGACGAGGCUUUGCGUCUGGCCCGCGAGGCGACCACGGCCCCGCCCGUGGCCGGGUUCCUGCUGCCAGUGCGCGGCCCCGGGGGUGACACCUUCGGUGACAAUGCCGCCAUCAAGCCGGAACCCAUGGCCGUGGGUGCCAACUCCGAGGCGAUCGUCAAGAAGGACGACCGGGCCGCCUCCUCCGGGCCUGGGGGCGACAACCCCGAUGACGAUGAGGAUGGGUCUGAUGGCGCCGGGUCCGAUGGGGACGAGGAUGAUGACGAGGACGACGAUGUCGCGCAGUCCGGCAAGUCCACGCUUCGGCGUAGCCGUCGCCGCCGCGGGCGCCUCUACAUGUUCGAGAUCUUGCAUCCGAUGCACCUGGAGCGGCCGAACAUCUUCGACUCGGAUUCCGUGUCGAUGCCGAUUCAGGGUGGCGGGUCGGCCGCCGCGGUGGCCGGCUCGCGCACGCGCAUCCAAAAGAUCAAGCAGCUGUGUGACUCGCUGAACUUCCCGGUCUUCGAGGAGUAUGCCUUCCGCGCGGAUACCGACUCCCCCACGCUGGAUAUCGACCUCAAGCAGACCACCAUCGUCCGGGACUACCAGCAGCAGUGUCUGAGUAAGAUGUUCUCUCGCGAGCGCGCUCGGUCUGGCAUUAUCGUUCUGCCUUGUGGUGCCGGCAAGACCCUCGUCGGUGUGGCGGCCGCCUCCACGAUCAAGAAAAACACCCUGGUCCUGGUUAACUCCACUCUCUCGGCCAACCAGUGGCAUGGGGAGUUCUCCAAGUGGGCGCACAUCAAGCCUCACAUCAUCGCCGGGGAGGACGCCCCAGCGCCGAUUAUCACCUAUCGCGGUGGCUCACGGCUUGAGGACUUGAAGCACCCGAGCCUUAUUUUCAUCACCACCUAUCAGACCAUCACAAAUGUCAAGUCACGCGUCAUGUCCUGGAUCGAGCGCGUUGAGUGGGGCCUCGUCAUUUUGGAUGAGGUGCACUCUGUUCCGGCCGACUCGUAUGCUCCGGCUGUGGCUCGAAUCCCCACGCACUGUAAGCUCGGCCUCACGGCCACCCUAGUGCGUGAGGAUGGCAAGAUCGACGAGAUUCUGCAGCAGGUCGGCCCAAAACUUUACGAGGCCAACUGGAUGGUUCUCUCGCGGCAGGGCCACAUUGCGCGAGUCAUUUGCGCGGAGGUCCGGUGUCCCCUGACGCCGGCCUUCUGGCGCGAGUACAGCCGCGAGGGCCAGCCCCUCAACAUUCGCACCAACUUGCUGAUGUUGAACCCGGUCAAGUUGCUGGUUCUCCAGGCGCUGCUGCUGCGACACCACGACAAGAAGACCACCGUCUUCGUGGACCGCAUUGAGCCGCUGGAGCGCUACGCCGAGCACUUCCAGGCGCUGGUCAUCCAGGGCAAGACGCAGCUGGCCGAGCGCGAGCGCAAUCUCCAGCUCUUCCGCGAGGAUGAGAAUCGUCGAGUGCUGUUCCUCAGUCAAAUUGGUGACACAUCGCUGGACAUCCCGGAGGCCAGCUGCCUGAUCGAGGUGUCGGCCCCGUCCGGCUCUCGUCGACAGGAGGCCCAGCGACUGGGACGCAUCCUCCGGGCCAAGAACCGCAAUGACGAGGGCUUCAAUGCCUUCUUCUACACGCUGAUUGCCGACGGCACUGAUGAUGUGACGCAUGCCUCCAAGCGCCAGCAGUACCUCCUGGAUCAGGGAUACGCGUACAAGGUGGUCCAGGCGGAAAAGAUCUUCUCCACCAUGAGCCCCGACGAGCGGUCCCGCUUCCGGAGCAUGACUCCCGACGACCAGGACAAGCUCCUGGACAUUGUCCGGAACAUGGAGCCCCGCUCCUAG